Molecule: messenger RNA, 1641 nt
Organism: Biomphalaria glabrata
Lineage: Eukaryota; Metazoa; Mollusca; Gastropoda; Planorbidae
Product: hydroxylysine kinase-like
Exons: 6
Coding region: 419-1579 (386 amino acids)
Molecular function (GO): amino acid kinase activity
Source: RefSeq, a predicted model, not a curated record
UUAGACCUAGAUAUAAUACAAUUUAAUACAUACAAUAAAUUAUUAUUGAAUAAUAACUUUAAAUUGUUCUUUUAAACUAUAGGCUACUUGAUUAUCGAUUUAGGCCAAGUUAAUUAAAAUCUAUAUUUCUUUUAGGCUAAGCUAAUUACCUAUUCUUAUUUAAUAUAAGACUAUUUCAGCUAACAAGAUCUAUAUAGCUUACUGAAUUGACGCAAAAACAAGGUUGAUAAGUCAAUUCACAAAAUAUAGACAUUCAAGUAGAAAGCGUAAAUGUACCGAAAGGCUUAUUAAUAAUUAUUAUGGUUGCAAAUGGUUGUAGCCUACUGUUGGUAUUAUUUCGAUUUUUUUAAAAGUCAUUUUAAAAUCACUUUUCUUUCAAGUUAUCUCUGCAAUAUAGAAGUUCCUAUAAAUCCUAUUUAUGUAUCGCUCUACUGUAACUGCAGCUGAUGUUCCAGACAUAGUUACAAAAGUAUACAAUCUCAAUGUUAAAGUUGUUCAAGAACUGACUAGUUAUGAUGACCACAAUUUCUAUGUCCAAGAUGUCUCUGUGGUAUCUGACAAUACCACCCAUGGAUAUGUCUUGAAAAUUCUUAACUCUUUAGAUUCACAGAAUCCAGAUAUCAUUGAAUUACAAACUCAAAUAAUGUUACACAUGAAGAAUGUUGGAUACCCUACACCUGGAGUUAUACCAUGCAAAGAUGGUCAGCUUUUAAAACUUAUGUCAUUACCAGCAAGGAAAAACCAAAAUGGUACAGAGAGCACAUCCAACUUUAUUGUACGUUUGUUUACUUUUCUUCCUGGGCUUCCUUUAGAUCAUGUCAAGCUUACACUUAACAUCUGCUUCCAAAUUGGUUGGUUUGCAGGAAGAAUGGACAUAGUCUUGAAGGAUUUUUGUCUUGUAGACAAGCCACAAGUGGGCAAAAUGAAAAGAAAAUGGAACAUGUCAGAGAUUCCAAAUUUACGAAGUAAAGUUCAUUCAGUAACAAGUUCAGAGAUGAAAAGUGUGGUCAUAGAAGUUAUUGAACAAUUUGAGACUCAAAUUUUAACUUGUCAACAUAUGUUUUCUAAAGGUUUGAUUCAUGGUGAUUUUAACGAGUGCAAUAUAAUAGUCAGUGAAAACAGUCAUUUUCCCAUAGAGGAGCAAUACAGCUCACCUGCAAAUAGCUUUACUUCAAUGGCUACCAAGUGUCAAGAUGAAGGCAAAGGUUAUAAUAUUUCUGGAAUCAUAGACUUUGGCGAUACUACAUAUUCUCUUUACAUUUUUGAAAUAGCCAUAGCCAUGACUUAUGUGAUGUUAAACCAGCACAACCUAUCUCCAACUGCAGCAGCUGGCCAUGUCCUAGCAGGUUACUUGUCACAUAUAACAGUAUCCCAGAUAGAGCUACAACACCUGAGGCUGUGUAUCUGUGCUCGGCUGGUACAGUCCAUUGUGAUGGGUUACUUUACUUUCUCUGAAGAUCCCAGUAAUAGGUAUAUACUAACUCAUGCUUCCAGAGCUUGGCCUUUAUUAAAUACACUGUGGCAGAUGUCUGAUUCUACACUACUGCAACUACUAAAUGUUCCAAAUCACUUAAGUUAAAGCAAUUAACAUUUAACAUUGUGAACUGCAAUCUUGAAUUAAAGAUAAUUUAAAAAAAAAAA